Molecule: messenger RNA, 426 nt
Organism: Westerdykella ornata
Lineage: Eukaryota; Fungi; Ascomycota; Dothideomycetes; Pleosporales; Sporormiaceae
Exons: 2
Coding region: 8-319 (103 amino acids)
Source: RefSeq, a predicted model, not a curated record
CAACAACAUGCUGCAAAUCGCACAGAGCCAGUUCGGCUGCAGCCCGGGAGACGCCGUCUGCUACUGUACCAACCCCAACUUCGGCUUCGGCAUCCGCGACUGUGUCAACGAAGCUUGCAGCCCGGACCAGGCUGCCCGCGUCAUCGCCUUUGGAACCGAAUUCCGCAAUGUAGACGCUCUCGCCUCGUCUUCUGCUCUUGAGUCGGCCACCACCGCCACUAGCAAUGGUCCUGCGACCACAACCGUCGCGACUACAACGGCCGCCUCUGAGACAACGGGCGCCUCUGAGACCUCGUCCGCCACUUCUUCGGCGACGUAAGUGACCAGCCUCCGCGCCCUCCUGUUGCCAAGUUCUAACAGUGUGCAGCUCUGCUACUACUUCUGGUGCCGAGGCAGCGACGUCCAUCACCACCAGCGUCGCGUCGC